This is a messenger RNA of Linum tenue, 1192 nucleotides long. The record is from the annotation of a GenBank genome assembly. NCBI's taxonomy places the organism in Eukaryota, Viridiplantae, Streptophyta, Magnoliopsida, Malpighiales, Linaceae.
AUUUUAAAUAUUAUCAUUCACAGAAAUACCAACUCCUCUCCCAUUUUUCUAAUCAAAACCAAUUAAAAUACUUCGAUCCUCUGCUUCUCACAGCCUCUAUAAAUACCUCUCCCACACUCUGCUCAUCUCAUCACACUCUCAACUUCAGCCACCUUAUAUUCCUCUGCCUUCUCUCUUUCUCCAUCUCCAAACCUUCUUCAAGACCCUUCUCCCGAUUCCUUAAGAUGGCCAGCGUUGAGGUUGAUUCAGCUGCAGCAUUGCCGGUGGAGACCGAGUCAAAGGAAGUCCCCGCCCCCGCCCCUGCAGUGGAAGAGCCAGCUGCUGUUGUGGAAGAAGCCAAAGCAGAGCCAGCUGCAGAAACAGAGGAGCCUGCAGCUGCUGUUGUGGAAGAAGCCAAAGCGGAAGAACCAGCCGCAGUGGAAGCUGAAGAGAUCGUCACAAAGGAAGUUGUGGAGGAAGAAGCUGCUCCCGCCGCAGCAGUUGAGGAGCCAGUUGAAGAAGCAGCAGCAGCAGCAGCAGAGGUCGAGGAGCCUGCCGUUGUUGCUGCUGAGGUCGCGGUAGAGGAAGCAGAAACAGAGGCCUCGGCACCGGUGGCAGCUGUGAUUGAGAAGCCAUCAGAAGCAGAAGGAGAAGUCGCUGUGGAGGGAACUGAGGAAUGAAUGGUGGCUUUGAUUUCAGUUGGAUCAUGAAGCAUGGGAUCUGUCUAUCUAUCUAUCUAUGUUUCUUUUGUUGCUUUCUCGAUGUUCAUUACCACGAUUCUAUUUGGAGGGUUUUGAGAAAUAUUUUGAGUGUUGGGAUCUUUGUGGAGUAUAGAAUGGAGUGUGGGAGAUGUUAUUAUUGUACGGUGCGUGUCCACGUCAGCAUUCGUGGCGCGCCACGUGGAAUCAUAGGAUUCGGGGAGGUCGGAAUGGUUUAAUUUUAUGCUGGUUUGUGCAUUUAGCUCUGAAGCUUAUUCUAUAUCAAUAUUGGUGAUAAUAGUGUACUUAGAGUGUAAUAUUAUAGUUAGCUCUUAAAGCCAUCCUAAAAACCAAACACAGGUGAUGACCCGACAGUCAAUCGCCAACGACCUGGAUUCGAGUUCUUGCGACUCUCUGUUAGACUGGGCGUUAACGGUACUUGAUUUCGUACGUGUUGUAAUGACAUCCAAACCGAGAAAACACAGAACUUUCGAGAUGAGGGUUUGAGAUGUCAC